CUGUCGAUGAUCAAUCGGAUACAAAGUUACUUCAAGAGAACACCGUGGCUGCUUUAAUAGAAGUCAACAAGGCAUUAACUCCUCUGAGUAAAGAACCGUCCCGAUCUUCAAUUGAUUCGUUCUUGAAUUGUCUAUCUGAAGUAUCGAAAAAACACUCUUCACUCGCUACAAAGAUAGGUUCCUGCAGCUCACAUAAUCUAGCUUUACAGAAUAUGUAUCGUAAUAUAGCAAACAGAGGUGAGGUUACAAAAGAACGAAUUAAAAAUGCCGCAACCAUUGGCCUCUAUACAUUUCACCAUGUAGAACAGACAAAUCUAUGCGAGGUUGUGCUAACUUAUGACACAACGCAAAAUCAUGACGACACAAAUUCCACACCUCGCGUAACAGCAUCCUACAAUUUAGCAGAUCUCCAUGAUCUUUACGGGCGCGCACUCUUGAUAGGAAAAUCCAGAGCUUCCACCGAUCGAUCGAGUGGAGAAAAUGAUGUUCAAGAUAUUCAUAAAGACAUAAACAUGUUUAUUAUGCAAGUCGACUUGGUACAACAAAUCAUAGAUGUGGCUUCGAAGUUGAUUCAGUUGGGACAUUUUCUUUAUCAGAAGAUGAAGGUUGAGGCACGCGGUGUUUCCGAACUUCAGGAUGUGCUGGAUAAACUAGCACAGGAUCUAAAAACAUGGGAAGACAUAGUCAUUCGUGCGCAAAAUGAACAUUAUUAUUUGACUUUCUUCUCUGCACGUCAUAUCUUGGCUUUUUACAAUUAUUUUAGAACCGAUAAUCUCGAACAGGAUGACAAACUUAAAGAAGUCUGCCAGAAUCUUAUACGAUUCGUUAAUGACGCAGCUCAAUUACCAGAUAAAACCGGAAAAUGGGAUGCCGUGCAAGACGAAGACAAUUUUUUUUCCGUUCUUUGUGAGAUUGGAGCUACAUUAUUCGAUAUAUUUUCCGAUAUCCCGCAGCGAACUCGAUCCAUUCAUGCUCUAAAACCGGUAGUGGCCGAUACCGUUUUAAGCGGAAAAAUAUUUGUGGCUGCUUGUCAUUCUCGUUCUCUGGUUCCAAACGUUAUCUUAUCACUCUUCGCUAAUCACCAGUCUCUUCCUGAACCAUGGCAAAUUCUCAUCUGUCGAAGUACCACCACUGCGGAAGAGAUAUCGCUCUUCAUCAAGCGUUCUUUCAUUGCUGCGGAUAACGAGUAUAAAGAUCAUUUAUUUUGCAUCGCAAAUGUUGAGUUCCUGGAUUUUGAACUACAGUAUAAUCUGGUUCAGACUAUCCGCGAUUUUCAAGAAAAAAAGAAAGAAUAUUUUCUGGCCCUCGUGUGUACUCAAGAAAAGGGUAGGAACCAUCAUAUUCUGGAUCAAUUCGCGGAAAACAUGCACGUAACAAAUGGCCUCGAUACAGAAUCCAUGGAACUUUUGUACAAAGAAAUUUGUCCCAACGUUGAAUGCGUGAUAUCAAAAAUGUCCGGACAAGGAAAAACGGAAUGGAUCAGAGAAUCCAGUUUCCGAGGAGAAAAGGUUCCACGCACCUUGUUGAUUAGUGAUGGUGCCUACUUUGGAACUCUGGUUCGACAAUUGGCUGAUUGCAAUUUAAGUGCUGUUGAAAGCCUACAUCUUGAUGUUACGCUUAUCACACACCCAUAUGAAGUCAACUUCUUUCUAUUUGAAUUGCUGACAUUUAAAGUAGUUUCAGAUGGUUUCGAUAUCGUGCAUCUGCCUGAAACUCUAAUAUUUAUCGAAAUCGCAUCAACGAUAAAACAUUAUCUGCUAGAUUCAUUACCCAUCACCAAAUACCUACGUCGACAGGAUCUUCAAUGGAACAUGGAUAAUCUAAAGGUGUCUCGUCAUGUAAAUAGCCCUGUUCAAAUAGUUUCUCGCUAUCUAGAUCUGUAUUCUCGUGGAAUUAUUGAUGAGACGAAUAUCCGAUUUACGGGAGAUAGCGCGAUUGACGAGGCAUUACCGGCCGAACGUUGUCGACAAUUAUUGCAGCAGUAUUUUUUUGAUGGUCCGAAAGAUGACAUUCAUUCUUACAGAUUCCUGGAGAUUUUCAUGAAUGUACUGGCGGAUCAGUUGGUUCGAUUUUCCGCAAGUUCUUUCUUUCAAAUAGAACAGCUACGUAGCAUGACACAGGAGACAAAUAUUCGCUCAUCUCUUUUGGAUAUAUUGAUCACGUGCUCUAAAGAAUUUGCAACACGAGCGAUUAAUACCAAGAAUAAGCAAGAAGAGAAUGCUCGAGCCAUUAAAGAGGAGGAUGCUCAAGACAUGGACAAUGCCCGACUUGGGGAUAUCACACAAUGGGACGAUUCAAAUCAUCUCAUGGUCGUAUUCUUAUCACAAAUGCCGGAUUCAAUAUGCGCGCUUUACCGAGAGAAGAACAAAGUUCCAAAUAAUGUGAAGAAUCUAUUAAAGAGUCAAAAUGCGGAAUUACAAGAUUAUGAUUCGAUGGAGCCAUCUCUUCUUCUAGAGAGAUUGGAGCAACUCGCCAGACAAAAAAUGCAUAAACUCGAUGGUUUGCCCAAAUACGCGUUAUCAAUCGAAAAUUUGCUCAAGAUGGCGAUGAUAUUAUUAAGAUCACGUGCAAAUAUGCCGGUAGUUUGUUGUGGAGAAGCUGGUUGUGGCAAGGUUCGAAUGAACAAGACCUCUAAAAAUAGAAAGUCUAAAUAUGACACCAAAACUCGUUCCCUAGUGUUGGCCCUCGGUGUGUGCUAUCUUUUCAGGCUUCACGAUCAAUUGCAGCGUAAAAACUACCGGAUGAAAAUGAUUGAAAUCAUAAAAAACCAUCAACCUAACUUCAAAACAUCGCCAAACACUCGAAAUGAUGCUUUUGAAAUUAUAAUUCGAAAUGAACAAGAUGAAUACAUCAAUCAUAUGAAAAAUUAUCCUGACGGGACCGCUUGGAAUGAAGCGCUCUUAGAGAAUAUCCUCGUGAUGAUUGUAUGUAUCCAAACUCGAAUCCCUGUCUUUAUAAUUGGCGCUCCCGGAAGUUCAAAGUCAUUGGCCGUACGAAUCAUCAGUAUGAAUUUGCGCGGAAUAGAUUCCAAGGAUCCUUAUUUUCGAACCUUGCCUCAAGUCUACAUGAUUCCACAUCAAGGUUCAUCAUCGUCAACCUCCGAAGGAAUCGAGAAAGUUUUCCAAUCCGCUCAAAAUUAUCAAGAAACCAGUUCAAAAGAAAAUCCGGUUACAUCCGUCGUCCUUUUAGAUGAAGUCGGAUUAGCGGAAACCAGUCCGCACAAUCCGUUGAAGGUGCUUCAUGCUUUACUAGAGCCACCUCUCGGUUCCAAAGAUGACGUGCCAGCCGUCUCUGUUAUUGGAAUCAGCAAUUGGCGGUUGGACAAUAGUAAAUCCAGCAGAGCAUUGCUAGUUCAACGUCCAUUGUUUGCAGAAAAUGAUCUGAUUGAUACCGCGAAGCGUUUGCUUGAUGGUACUAAACGUUUUGAUAACAUUAAUCUUUUUUUAAAGAAGCUUGCAGAUUCAUAUCUUCGUUACAUAAAGAAUCAACGAUUUGCCAAUUUUCAUGGGCUUCGAGAUUAUUAUUUUCUCAUCAAGAGCAUAAGAAGUAUGGGCAAGAAGGAUCGAAAGCCAAAUGUUCAACUAGCAUUAGCUCGAAAUUUCGGGGGAGCUGACAACAUGGAGGAGCUGUGUACCAUCUAUUUUCAAAAUGUUUUGAAGCCGGCCCAUGUAUCUAAAUUUAAUUAUACACCCAUACCCGUACAAGAACUUAUUAAUGCAAAUCUUGCAGAAAAAGAUGCUCGAAAUCUUAUGCUCAUAGGAAAUGGCAAUUCCAUUGUAACCUUUCAAACAUAUCAGCUUCGUCAACAAAAUAUUGAGCCAGUUGUGAUUAUCGGCUCCCAAUUCCCUGAUGAUAAGGACGGCGGGGAAUAUUCAUAUGCUACUCUUAAUCGCAUAAUGAUGUGCGUGGAAACGGGAAGGUGUUUGAUAUUGACGGACCUUGAAGUCAUUUACGGUUCUCUCUACGACUUAUUUAAUCAGAAUUUCAUAACGGACGAAAAUUCAGGUGAUAAAGGUGAUUCGGGUGACGAAAACAGUCAGAGGAAUUAUACCAGAAUUAGCCUUGGUCCAUACUCCAAUCCUAUGUUAUAUGUUCAUCCAAACUUUAGGUGCAUUUUAGUGUUGGAUGAGGCAAAGUUACCAUUGGCCGAUCCGCCUCUCCUAAAUCGCUUCGAAAAACAAAAGCUUACGCUUGAAGAAACGCUCACUGAACGCCAAGCAAUGAUUUUCAAUCGCCUAAAAGAGUGGACUUCCCAAAUUUCAUCUAUCUAUGAAUCGGGUGACGAAGACGCCAAAAGUCAUUUUAAAGAAAAAGACAUGUUUAUUGGAUUCACUUCGGAAGAGACAUUGCAAAGUUUAAUUAUAGAUCGAUGUGGAAAAAAUGCCGAUUCCGACGAUGACACAAUUGUUCUUUUAUGCAAGGAAUCUUUGAUUUCGAUUGCUACUUCUGACGGUAUAGUAAGAGCCGACAAAUCACUUUUGAAAGCUAUCGACGCCUCGGAAGUACAAAAAUGGCAGGAUGUCUAUUUUCAGAAUCAGCAACAUGGCGGUAUUCAGGAAUUCUAUCGCGCACAACCAAAGGAUAAUUUAAUCAGUCACCUGACAAUUAUAAAUACUUUUUCUAAUAUCAAUACUGAUAUCAAGUUACUCUUGAAAGGCAUUAUGAGUUGUCAAGUGGAUAAACUGUCAACCUUCAAGUCCGAAGCUGAACUACAGAAUCAAAUCAAACGUUUUUAUGAAUCCGAGCAUGAUUUAUAUAUUUUGCAAUGCGAUCUCUCAACUGUUAACGCGGGAUGUAUUAGACUUGCGAAGUUUAUCAUCGAGCAAUAUCAAAACGAAUCUGUGAAUAAGGAAUAUCAACAGAUUAAAAAUGUAUGCAUAAUUCUUCAUUUCAGUAGAAAUUUUGAUAAAGAUAGCGCAAAUUUAUUUAACUUCAUGUGCGGCUGGAAUCAAAUGACCAUUGAAAACUUGACAACGUCAGAAAAUUCGCUCUCACUAUUUCUUCACUCGACCAUCAGUGAAAUUCUUAACGAACAAUUGUUGUUUGAGAAAAUUUUGAGUCAGGAGUUGUUAUGGUGUUUGCUCUGUAUGAAGCAUCCCUCCUCAAAGAAGUCGGUUGAUCACAUAAGGGAAUUAAUACGUGACAUCCCAAAAAGCGCGAGAUUGGUUGAAUGUUUGAAAUUACGAACCGAAGAAUGGCUGCAAGCUAAUUCUUCGGAUCAAUGGCAUCUAGAUGUCGCCUUGGACCAAAAAUCAUUGACCUUGCAUUCCUCUUUUUCUGUGGCUUUAGAAACGCAUGUGCGCGCCUUGAUUCGAAAGCCUAUUGCCAAAUUACUCUAUAUUCUAGAACGAAAUCACUCAAUAACGCUCCUUUUUUCAUGGGACAACAACGCAGACGAAUCAGAUGAGAAUGAAUUAUUUAAAUUUUGGAAAGAAAUAUUCAUUAACAAAAAGAUUGUGAACAUUGACGAUAUGGUUAUGGAUCCUCGGCCAGACUUGUACAGUACCUCGGGAAAUUACUUGAAUCUUAAAUUUCCAUUCUCUUAUUACUUCAUGGAACAAAUUGAUCAAUACAAGAAACUCUAUUUCGAGGAGUUGGAUCUCAUAUAUGAAAACCCUGAAAAUCUAGGUGAAGAUGGAAAUUUGCGCCCGGAAGUCAAGGACGAAUUUCUCGAAAAAUUUUCCGAGGGCAUUCGAACAACGCUCACAGCAUUGACACCGGCAAUUUUAGAACUUGCUAGAAGCCUCUAUGUCGAAGAUUUCAUAACGGUCUCUUCCACAAAUGCGGGAUAUUCAAAAGAAUCCGAUAUAAAGCUAUUAUAUAUUCUUUUCAGUCGUUCAUGUGAUGCUGAUGCGUUAAACGAUCUAGUUAAACUACACAUAUUUUGGUGGACAAAUUCCGAUGCACUUAUUUCGGAACUUGAAUUGGUACGAAUGUGUUCUCCAAAUAUACUUGAAGAAAAUAAUAAUAUUGGUGACAAUGAUCUCUUUGGAAGUCACCUGAUAGAUCAAGUUGGUAAAAUGAUGCUUGAAAAGAUCAUUGAAUUAGGAAGCGAAACUGCAAACGAUAACAUGAAUAAUAAUAUACAGGAGUGGCAACGGCAAGUCGUCAACAUUCUAUCAUUCUGCGCAAAUAUAGAAACAUCCUCAGAAUCAAAAAUUCUACAAUUUUUGCGUAUAUGUAAUGACUUGGUAUCUAGUGAAGUAAUUAAAAUUUCAGACAUCGUUAAUGCUAUCAACCUUCUCCGAGAACCAGAUCCCGAUAGUUUUCUUUCCCAGGAAUUUGUCGAUCGUAUUUUAGAACUUUUUAUCGAAAUUCCGACCACUACAGAACGCAUGAUGACGUCACAUUGUUCAUUCUUUCGACGAUGUCUCGACAUCAUUUCGCCUAAUUCACCGGUGCGCUUUCACCUUUAUGAAAUACUUUUCGGACAAGAACCACAUCCCCUUUUUGGUUCCGUUUUAUCGCGCGUCUUGCUUAAAGAUAUCGAGGCGGAAUCGGAAAAUAUUCCUUUAAUAAUUCAAAACGCAACAGCUAUUUUACGUCGCUCCGCUCAUCUAAAUGCCAUCAACAAUACUCUUAAGGAUUAUCAGCUCGAUUCUCCGAUUUUCGCCUUAUGCUGUGAUGUAAUGCAAAGCGAUUUUUUUGCUUUCUAUUCAUUAAAGGAGUUGGUGAAUAGCUUUCAGGACGCAAUCAACAUCUUAUGCAGCACGAAUAUCGAACCUUUGCAAUUAAUAUUGGCCGUUUCCUCGCUCAAAGAACUGGUGAGCGUCCUUUGGAAAUCGGUAUCGAUCCACGAUGCCACGAGAGAACCCUUGGAGUUUGAUGUUGAAGAAGUUGAUAUUGACGACCUAAUUGAAAAUAUCAAUGGAAUAAUGGAACGUCAAUCAUUUCUAAUUCGUUCGUUAAAAUUAUAUUUCCUUCGUGAUUUAUACGCCAAGGGGCUUUCAUUACAUGAGAUUAAAUGUUUUAGUAAAGUGCAAUGUAGAACAUUCCCUUGGUUAAAUGAUUUAGAAUGGAGCGACGAAGACAAUCGAAUAGGUUUUGUGCCUUACCGUUUCUAUACCCAGUAUAAAGAAGCAGAGGAGGCAUUUGCACCACUAUACGCACGCGGGCAACAAACAAAAGCCAUGGAUUUUCUGAAUAAAGUUUUAACAGACUCAUCAGUACAUCAAAAAAUGUCUUUAAUGGGAACCAUUAUUUCUCAUCUCUAUGGUAUAUGUGCCUUGCGCGAACGAGGUCCACACGAAGAUACGGCAGUUCAAUUUCUACGUACUCAAUUGCCAAAUAUGCCAUUUGACAAUUUUUAUCGUGAAACAUUAUUAUCAUUUACCACGAAUACUCAUCUACUCUAUAGCAUUUCUCCGGAAACAAGUCAGACAGAGCUAUUAAUUCGAUCGGUUAUUGUCCACAUCAUUGCUCUCCACUCUUGCCUUUCCGCAGCUGAAUCUCCAUUAGCUGCAUACCUGCAAACACUCAAGGCAUGCAAGAAUACAUACAUUUUGACGUCCUGUGCGGAUGCUGACGCAAAUAUUCUUCUUGAAAUCGGAGAUGCGCUUGGUCAUUUUACACGCUAUGAAUGCGAAUGUGGUUUUAAGUACAUAGUUACCGAAUGUGGUGGCACACAGGAGCAGGGUAUUUGUCCACGGUGCAAAAGUCCCAUCGGAGGAAUCAAUUAUAAUGUUAAUCCGGGAAAUACGCGUAUCGAUGCUCAAGCAAUUCGUGGGAAUGAAGAGGCAAAUGCACCGCUAGGUUAUGUCUAUGAGUCGAUCGAAAGUAGAAAAGACGUCAACUAUCGUAUUCGUAAUAUGACAUCAGUAUCUUACCGCGUGCUGCAUCUUUUCGUGCAUGCGCUUAUCGCUGCUACCUCGCAAGAAGAUCGUUGGGACUUCUUCAACAAUCAACAAAAUCAAGAAAUAAAUCAAGAACCUUUGGAAUAUUGUAAACAGCAUAUUAAUAAUGAUUGGAACAUGUUAACAAAUUUAUUUAAUUGCAACGAUGAAACCUUGGCACUUGUGCUGCAUUCGAUUCUGACUUCCAUGGCCGAAAAUCAAAUUACAACAAUUGUUAGGUUGAACACAAUAGAGAAUCGACGACUUUGGGAACACGAAUUUACUCAUCGUUACAUCACUCCAAAAGUAAAUAAUGCCCAUGGCACUGCAACGGAAUUUCAAAGGCUAGUGAAAAAUGUUCAACAUAAGCUCGAAAGUGAAAUCAAUGAAACGUUAGAUGUCGACGAUGAGUAUCAGAACAAAUUUUAUCCUAGGAUUUGGAGACGAGUUGCUGAGACGAGCCUUGAAAAUUUACGGGCUUAUUGCGUAGGAUAUCAAAACUUUUCCACGGAAUUCCCCCUUUUGUCAUUAUUCUUCGAAUAUGAAGAUCAAUUACCAUUAUCAAAAAAUCUUGCGCCAAUUGUAAAGUUCGCGCGAAUACUUUCCUCAAAAUUGAGUUAUCGUUUGAAAAGGAAGGAUGCUCAUACCUUCACGUUCGCCCAAUUCCUUAGUAACGAAAGUCGACCUAUAGAAAAUCUUAAAGAAGCUUUUGAAAAUUUUGCUGGUGCUUGGAAUUCGGUUAGAUCCCACAUUACACGAUACGGAUGUCGAGAAUUUCCAACUCCAAUGCCUGAAAUGUCCGAAAAUCUUCCCGUGGUCUAUGCAUUGAUCGAGAUGAGAGAUGAAUCAUUAUAUAUAUGUGGAGCGAUUGAGCAUUUGGUAAAUUUGCAAAAUACAUUUUUGCAGCAGGUUUUAACCAUCAAACCCGGUUGUCCUUCACUAAGAUUUUUAGAACAGGAACAAUUUUCAAACAAUAAGGGUAAAAACCGCGCAUCCCCUAGUCAAUAUUAUAUAAAAUCCUUAUCACUUUCCGAAGCACGUGACAAAAAUAUAAUAAAUUAUGAAUGGGAUCCUCAAUUACUUUCCUAUAGUCAACGCGAUCUCAGGCUUGGUCAUGGACAAGAAAUUCGAUAUGAAUUAUGUAAAAUAGAGGCAGAAUUAGCAUAUUCUUUGAUUUUCGACAAAGUUCACUUGAAUAAAAGCAACGAAUUAUUCUGGCUAGACAUAUUCUCGUAUCAUCUAGAAUUAUUUUCAAACUCUCGAACAAUUCUUAGCGAAAUUAGAGAAUUGGUUCCUCAAGAAACCAUUUCUGCUGACAAGCCUAGAAUUUUCGAAAAUCCCACUGAACUCUUAUCAGAACUAGAGGUCUUACUUUGUUUUUUGAAACGAACUUCGGGUGGUGAUCGAGAAAUGGAAAUUACCGAUUAUCUUAAUAAAUGGAUGAAGCUAUCCGCAUUAACUGGGAAUGAUCAAUUCUCUAGGAUGGUUAACGGACUACGAUUGAAACAUGUGAUAUCAUUAUAUGAGCUAGUGGAAGAAAAGGUGGCAGAUGUAGAAAUUGAAUUCAUUGAUGAAAAAUAUAAGGCCAAGCUAUCGAAACAAUUACAGGAAGAAAUUAUGGCAGGAGUUGACUUUGAACAGUCACAUGGAUUUGGUGGAAGCAGUGUCAGGAAAUAUAAAAUUUCACACGCGGCAUUCACGACCGUAUUGAAGAGGUUCAUGUUUCGUUAUCUAUCGUCUGAAAUGUAUUCCGAGAAAGAAAAACUUGCCGACUAUUUAGCCGGUGAAACCAUGAUCGAUUGCUGGCAAGCCUGGGUCUCCGAAGAGGUUAUUCGUGAAAAUUUUCCAAAGUCUUUAUUAAUUGCCAAUACUUACGAUGCAUAUAAAUAUACAAUGAAACAAAUUCAGAAUAUGAAUAAAGCAAAUAAAAGUAGCAGCAGUAGCAAACCCAACGAGAGCACAACAAGAGCAAGACAUGGUACGAGUAAAGACAACGGACGAAGUGGAAGAGGUGGCGGAAGGGGUGGAAGGGGUGGAAGGGGUGGUGUAAGAGGCGGACGAGCAAAAGAG
Acaulospora morrowiae is the source of this 9902-nucleotide messenger RNA. Lineage: Eukaryota; Fungi; Glomeromycota; Glomeromycetes; Diversisporales; Acaulosporaceae. The record is from the annotation of a GenBank genome assembly.